Messenger RNA from Arctia plantaginis, 1698 nucleotides. The record is from the annotation of a GenBank genome assembly. Lineage: Eukaryota; Metazoa; Arthropoda; Insecta; Lepidoptera; Erebidae.
AUGGCUGAACAAGUAAAUCAACGAAUUGAGGAUAUGAUAAAUGAAUUGGAGCAAAUGCGAAGAACAGAAUUAUACGACGAUGAAGAAAUAAGAGAAAUAUCUAGAAAACGAAAAGAAUUUGAGUACCACAUUCAGCGUAGAGUAAAACAAAAGGAAGACUUUGCACAGUAUAUUGCUUAUGAAUUGACUUUGUUAGAAGACAUAUCUGCGAGGAGAAAAAGAAACAAAUUGGGAGAAAAGAAAAAGGAUAUAGAAUAUGCCAUAGCCAAGCGCCUAAAUAAAGUUUUUAAACAGUUCAUAUACAGAUUCCAAGAUGAUGUUAAAAUAUAUUUUGAGUACAUUAAAUUCUGCAAAAGUGUAGGAUUUGAUUAUGCUAUAUCUGGAAUCAUUGGACAAAUGCUACAGGUCCAUGGUGAUAAACCAAAGAUGUGGCAACUAGCUAGCAGAUGGGAGAGCAAAGAGCAGAAUAAUUUAGAUAAUGCUAGAAAUUUUCUAUUGAAGGGUAUUCAGAGGCAUCCUGAUUCUGAAGAUCUCUACCUUGAACUCUUUGACAUUGAAUUGAUUGCUCUUACUUUUAAGGCAGAAAGUGAUGAUGACAGGGCAAAGCAGGUGGAACGGGUCAAUAUUGUAUGGAGAAAUGGUGCCAAAAAAAUUAGUAGUGUGGAAUAUUUAUUCAAGAUCUUUGACCUCUGUAUGAAAUAUGAAAUAAAGGAAUCAUUUGUUGAUGACAUAAAGCAACAGAUUUGGUCACAAAAUGCCAAUAAAGAAGUGUGGCCCUAUAUAGCUUCAAAAGAACUACAAGGUUGUCACUGGGAACAAAUUGAGGAAUUUGUAAAUGAAGAUGAUAUCUUUUCAAAAGAAUUAAACUAUUUUAAUUCUGUAUAUCAACAGGCAUUAAAAAAGUUUUCAGAUAAGAACUUAUGCACAAGAUAUAUACAUGAGUUAUUAGGGGUAAAUGAGAGUGUAUGUAGUGACUUGCUAAAAAUCCAAGCCGUCAAAAAUGCUUGGAUGUAUGGUCACGAAAAUGGGGUACUAACUGAUGAAAUGUACGCUUUUGGUAUUAAAAUGUAUAAGCUAGAGCAAGGAGCAGAUUUUGAAAAGACAAUAAAGAAUUUGGAAUCAUCAAUGAAAACCUCACCACUAUGUUUAUGGGAAGAAAAGUUGCUUAUCAGUAAAUCAGAUGAGAAGAAAAUGUUAAUGUUACUGCAGGAAGCUCAGAAAACAAUGAAGGCAAAUGAUUUACUGCAUCUAUAUAAUUUAGCCUUAGACAAUGUGACAUCUGAUGUUACAUUAAAAGAGUUAUACAAACAGUUUCAGAACUGUGAACACGCUGCCCUACUAGAAAUCAAACCAAAACUCUUGAAGAAAAUGUAUGAUCACAAUGGAAUUAGAGCAGCUAGAUUAUUGUAUGAAGAUUUGAUAAGAACUCCACCCACUCAGAUAGAAGUGCAUUUACAUAUGAUUGACAUAGAAAUGGCUCAGGAGAAGCCUAAUGUGAAGAAUAUUAGAAAAUAUUAUGAAUGUGCUGUUCAACAUCAUGGAACAGAUAAUGUUGACAUCUGGAUGAAGUACAUGACAUUUGAAACUGAAAAUAAUGCUCAAGCAGCCCCUGGCAUUUACAGAAGAGCUGUAGGUAUGCUUAAGAAAGAGCUAGUUGAUGCAUUUAUUAAAGCGCAAACUUUGUCCAAAAUAAAAUAG